Molecule: messenger RNA, 1334 nt
Organism: Triplophysa dalaica
Lineage: Eukaryota; Metazoa; Chordata; Actinopteri; Cypriniformes; Nemacheilidae
Gene: ensaa
Product: endosulfine alpha a
Exons: 3
Coding region: 141-470 (109 amino acids)
Cellular component (GO): cytoplasm
Molecular function (GO): protein phosphatase inhibitor activity
Source: RefSeq, a predicted model, not a curated record
GACGACAGACAUGUCAUUCGCCAUUUCAGUGUGAGCAAGAUUGAGCAGGAUAACAAAAAUCGCGACUGCUGCAUGAAAGCCGCAUUUCUUGCUUCAGGUCGAGUGAAGGGUUUUAUUUUGAGUGUUUGUGCUGCGGGAUCAUGAACCAGGACACGAACACGACGCUGUCGUCUGAGGAGAACCAGGAGGAUUGUUGUAAUCCAGUAUUGGAUGAAGAGGCAAAACUGAAGGCAAAAUAUCCAAAUUUGAGCCACAAGUCCGGCGGCUCAGACUUUCUUAUGAAAAAACUACAGAAAGGACAAAAGUACUUUGACUCUGGCGAUUAUAACAUGGCAAAGGCCAAGAUGAAGAGCAAACAUCUAGUGACAGCUGGACCCGAUAAGAACCUGGUGACAGGAGAUCACAUCCUCACACCUCAGGAUCUGCCUCAGAGGAAGACCACAUUACUCACCAGCAAACUGGCCGGAUAAACACACACACACGUGAACACACACCUGCAGCGUUUGUUCUGGGUUCACGCCUCUGUGUGUUUCUCCUGCAGAACAAGAAGAUCCUCAUCAUAUGAUCAUCACCUUUACAUCAGACACACAGAUUCAGUCUGAUUCACGCAGUACACCUCAUAUGGAUCACACACAGACUCUAGGUGUUAUACUCUAUAACUCUGAGCACAAACUGACGGAUUUCUGUCUUCUAUGUAGAUUUUAUGUUUGUUUGUUUUCAGUCAAUGUCAAUAAGACACGAGGAAGUUAAACGAUUAAAUAUGUUGUUACAUUCUGCCUAAAGAAAUCAAAGCCUAUCAUAGGAUUAUGAAAUGAUUGUAAUACAUAUUUAUUUAGAAGCAAUAUGAGAUACAUGAACACAACCAGGUAAUAUAAAUUCUUUACGGUUUAAACAAUGCAUCUGCAUUUUUUGGGCAGACAGAAGAAUUGUCAAGAAUAUUGAAAAGAAUAUUAAACUUAUCUUAAUCGUCUUGAAACUAGGCAAAAAGGGUGAAUGUGUUGUUAACAUGCAAGUGUUGAAUAUUUCUAACUGCAGAAUGAUGUAAAUAUUUCAAACGGAGUGAAAUGAAAAGCUAGGGUUGGGAGUCGGAUGCCGGAUACGGAACCGUCCGUUCACCUGUGUGUUCUCUCAUCUUUAGCUCUAGAACACAUUCUGAUAUCAUCUUCACACACUUACAUCAUCAUCAACAUCACUUCAGGGCAUUAUGGGAGAGCAGUGAUGUCAUUCAUCAGUUGUCAGGACCUCCUGGUGUAAUUCCAUGUACAGAGAGUUUGUGUUACAUACAAACCUAAAGACUUGUCGGCAGUAUUUGAAAUAAAUGUGAUAUGAGUUCA